CUACCCUUGGCCUUCCGACCACUUUUACCUUAAGAAGUGUAUGGUCAGGCCGCAGCUAAGGCGACUGGCUGAACCACGUACUUGCGUGACUUCUAUCAGAAUAUAAGUGUACGAAUGCGCUGGCAGAUCGGGCAUGCGACGCCCUCAAAGAGAACCAAAAUGCACCCCACCACUAGCGUUGAGCUGGGAAUCCUUCGGCCACCCCAGCACCGUCGAUAGCAACAUUGCUCCUAUAACACUUGUCUGUCGCCCAUCUCAUCACUUCUCCUUUGGGCCCAUCACUAUCGACAUCUAAAACGUCAAUCUAUACGAGCAUUUUCAGGCUGGCUAUGGACAGAAAACACUUCCGCAGCCUCAUCCCAUCUACUCCUACCCAGGUCUUCUCAAAACCAGACCUCAUCACCUUUUUCAUCAAAGAUGCCUUUUCCCUCCCAACCCUCCUCUCGAUCGGCGCUUUGCUUCAAUCCCUUCUUAUCCUUGUCUUCCCCAUCCGUGUCGCUCUACUCCCACUAAUACUCCUCUCCACCUACACCGUCCUCACCACCGCCAUCGCCUCUGCGAACCCACGCACGUAUGGAUACAUGCAAGAUAUCCAUCUCGGCCGUACAUCUGCCCAACUCCCAAACCCACAGACCGGAAAAUUCGGAAAUGUUCCUGCAGACCAAGCCAUCGUGGUCUUCCACUUUGGCGUCCGCUUUUCCCACCCCUUGGGAAUAUUUUCCCCGGGCGCGCAAAAGACAAUUUCUCAUUUUACCAAAUGCAACGAUCUUGUUUUGGCGAAAGCGUCUGCCUACGGUCUACUCGGUCUCUCACCGUGGCGCGCUGCGGAACGCGGCAGCAAUAAUACACUAAUGAUGGUUUAUUACUUCCGCAAUGUCGAAGGGUUGAACAAGUUCGCUCACGAUCCUAUACAUAGACGAGCAUGGGAGUGGAUUCAGAGGGAGGGAGGUAAACAUGUUGGAUUUUUCCACGAGGCUUUUGUGACGCCGAGGGGUGGGUAUGAGAGUAUCUAUGUUAACUUGCAGCCGUUACUGAUGGGAGCGGCGAGGGUGGAGUGUGUUGUUACAGGUGGAGAUGAUGGUGGUGACGGGGAGGGACAGGGUGAAGGGACGAGAGGCAAAAGUUGGGUUUCUACUCUCGUUAGUGCCGAUACUCCAAGUCUGAAAAGUCAAUUUGGAAGGAUGGGGAGGGAGGUUGCGAAGAAGAGUGGUGAAUGAUGGGAGUAGUACGUGAAUAUCAAGCGCAGAACACAGACACGGUUGGCAGUGUAAAGACAUAUUUGGACUCUAUAUCAAGUAGUUUAAACCAAC
Aureobasidium pullulans EXF-150 is the source of this 1310-nucleotide messenger RNA. RefSeq lists its product as uncharacterized. NCBI's taxonomy places the organism in Eukaryota, Fungi, Ascomycota, Dothideomycetes, Dothideales, Saccotheciaceae. The transcript is spliced from 3 exons. The record is from RefSeq and is a predicted model, not a curated record. Bases 330 to 1217 code for a protein of 295 amino acids.